Ichthyophthirius multifiliis is the source of this 1053-nucleotide messenger RNA. RefSeq lists its product as hypothetical. The transcript is spliced from 3 exons. The record is from RefSeq and is a predicted model, not a curated record. Lineage: Eukaryota; Ciliophora; Oligohymenophorea; Hymenostomatida.
AUGAAUAAAUUCACUACUAUUUUAGUAUUCUUAUCCUUAUUUUCAGCAAUAUAUGCUUUAUCUGAUACAGAAUUAGUUUAAGUCAAAAGCAAUCCUUUUGGAUCUGCUUUAAACAAUUUAUUAGAAAUGCACAUGCUUUCAUAGGAUCCUUCAGGAAGAUUGAACGAAAUUAACAAUGUAUUAGACUAAGUUGAAGAAUUAUUGACUAAAUAAAAUCAAGAUAGUGAAUAAUGGAUUAAUGGAAGAAAAGCCUAAUGCUCUAAUGAUUAAGAUUAAUUAUAAUAAUAAAUAAAAAGUGUUCAUGAUAGCUUAGAAUCUGACAAAGAAACCACAAGAUAACAUUACGAAGAAUAAAAAAACAAAUAAGGAGAUUUAGAUAAUGAAAGAUCCAACUUAUCUACAUCUGAAGAAUCUUUAAGAAACGCUAGAAAUAGUUUAGAAGAUUAAACAAAAAGAUACGAACUAGCUCAUGCCGAUUAUUAAGAAGCAAUAAAAGCUUGCAAAGAAGCUUUAGAACUCUUGGCAACUUUAAGAUAAUCAUCUUUCAUUUAAGCUAAAACAUAAAGUAGAUUAGUUACUGUUACUGCAUUAAUUUAAAAGCACGUCCCUGCUAAAACUUCCGCCUUUGUAUAACCUAUUGUUAGCGUUUUGACAGAAUUAAGUACCUCGAAUAAAGUUGAUUAAGAUAAAUUGAAACGAAUCGUUUCACUUAUUGAAUAAUUAUUAGAAGAAUUAUAAAAAUAAUUAGGUUAAUUGGAAUCUUCUAAUAUUAUCACUGUUGAAGAUUUGAAUAGCUUAAUUAAAAAAACUGAGGAAUCCAUCGAAAAUUCAAAAGGUUAAAUCAAAAGUUUAGAAGCUAGAUUAGAAGAACUUAAAAAUCUUAUUGAAAACCUGAAUGGAGCUAUCUCGUCUAAUGAAUCAACUCAUGAAUUAUUAAAAGACGCUUUAAAUAUCUUAAAAAGAUUAAGAGUUCAUUUCCAUGAAAAGAUUGUUUCUUCAGUUGAAAAUAUUGAAAAAGAUACUUAUUAUGAUGAAUUGCAUAGAUUUGAUUGA